This is a messenger RNA of Zingiber officinale, 2719 nucleotides long. RefSeq names its product KH domain-containing protein HEN4-like. The record is from RefSeq and is a predicted model, not a curated record. The transcript is spliced from 9 exons. NCBI's taxonomy places the organism in Eukaryota, Viridiplantae, Streptophyta, Magnoliopsida, Zingiberales, Zingiberaceae. Bases 294 to 2375 code for a protein of 693 amino acids. Gene Ontology annotation, cellular component: nucleus; cytoplasm. Gene Ontology annotation, molecular function: mRNA binding. Gene Ontology annotation, biological process: regulation of gene expression.
GCGUCACUACAACCCCCACGCCCAUUCUUCAUCCUCACGAUUCCGCCGCCGUCCCAAUCGUCUCCUUCGUCCGACCAUCGUCCGUUGUAGGCGACGAUCAUACGAAGACGCUCGCCGCGCCGCGCCCUCGUUAUCUUUCGAAGUGAAGCACAACUGCGCUCUCCCUAUGCAGCAAGCUCUUUUUGUAUCGACUGCGUCGCAGGUGACAGCAACCAUUGUUGUCUCUUCUGCCUAUGCCCCCUUCAUAUUCGCCGGAACUUCAUCAUAGCGAUCGUAAAGUAGUUUAGAAGAGCAUGUCAUUUCCAUUUUUACCUUCCAAGCGUUCUUAUGAAAGAAAUCCCCUUGAGUUGAAUGGGAGGGGAAAAUGGCAAAAGACAGGACCUCAUUCAAAAAAGCAGAAACAGAUAAAAGCUCCUCCUGGGGCUACCAUGUUCCGUAUUCUUUGCCCUGCAUCAAAAUCUGGCAGUUUUAUUGGUGACAGUGGAGAAAUUGUUGCAAGGAUACAGAAAGAGACUUGUGCCAAAAUUAGACUUGAAGAAAUUGUUUCUGGCUGUGAUGAGAGAGUUAUUCUUAUCACUGGAUCAGAGAAAGAUGCAGAACUUGGCAAUGAGCCUAAAAAAGAAGAUGAAGUUUCUGAAGGCGGUGAUAAUCUCAAGGAAAGUGCUGAGAAUGUUGGUGAGUCCGAGGACUCUUCUGCUCCAGAAAGCACAAAGGUAGAUGAAGGACCACCAUUAUUAGUUAAUGCUCUCUUACUUAUUUUUGAGAGAAUUAUUGAAAAUGAGCCCGACAAUGAGGUGGAUGAAGAAGAAAAUAAGAAGCAAACUACUGUUUCUGCAAGAUUGUUAAUUCUGUCUAACCAGGUAGGUUGUCUACUUGGGAAGGGUGGGAGUGUUAUUAAGCAAAUAUCAGCAGACAGUGGGGCCCAGAUUCGCAUACUUCCUAAAGAGAAACUUCCUUUGUGCGGCACACAGCAGGAUGAAAUUGUCCAGAUAAUUGGAGGGGUCGAUUCAGUGAAGAAAGCUCUGCAUUUAGUUGGUCAGCAACUCCUAGAUAACCCAACACGUGAACGUGAUUCUUUUCCUCUGGCAAAUUCUUCUGGUCCCUUGUCACAUCCAUUCGCUUCUAUUCCUCGGUCAGAAGGUCUUCCACCACCAAAUUUUCAUUAUCCUCCUCAAGGACCACCUUUCUCCAACAGGCCCCAUGACAUGCCUGACUUCCAUCCAGGCAUGGGCCCACCUUUUCCUAAAUUUCAUGAAAGUGGACCACCCAUACAUCCUCAAAUCUCUCCAGAGCCCAUCACUUUCAGGUUACUCUGCCCUGCUGAGAAGGUUGGGAGUGUGAUAGGGAAGGGAGGGAACAUUGUGAAAACUCUUCAAAGUGAAACUGGUUGUGAAGUUAAAGUUACAGAGACAAUUCCUGAAUCAGAGAAUCGUAUUAUAAUCAUAUCUGGUGUUGUGCUUCCAUCUGAUGAGGUUGCACCAGUACAGGAUGCUGUUCUCCGUGUGCAACAAAGGAUAGUAAUGGGUGUACCUGAUCCUAAAGAGAGUACUGUCUUGUCUAGGCUGAUUGUUGCUUCCAACCAAAUUGGUUGUCUUCUUGGUAAAGGCGGGGCUGUAAUAACUGAAAUAAGGAAGCUUUCUGGAGCUCAGGUACGUAUUCUUGGUAAAGAUCAGAUCCCGACGGGUGUGCCUGAAAGUUAUGGAAUGGUCCAGAUAUCUGGAGAAUUUGGAGCAGUUCAGGAUGCUUUGUUGCAAAUAACUUUUAGGCUGAAGCAACAUCUUUUCCGUGAUAAGUUGCCUGCCAUGGAUCCCAACAUGCAUCCUUCUUUUGUUGAGCAAAUGCCUAAAUAUGGCUUACACAUGGGAAGGAGGGAAUCUUCACCCUCCAGGUUGAACUCUAAUUUGCCCCCAUUUCAGAAAGAUUUUGUUGGUCACCCAUUUGAAGAAAGAGCUUCCUUUGCUCAUCAAAUGCAUGGUUCAGGUAUUCCUUCUUUUGGUGUUAAGAGACCUGGACCAUGGCUACCUCAGGGAAUGAGGGAUUCUGGUGGCCCAUUGCCUUUACCUGAUUACCCUGGAGGAGGUCCACACAGACGGAUGGGUGGAUUUGCUAGUGGAAACCAGCUAAUUCCUAUUGCAAGUGUAGAUGUUGUGGUUCCACGGUCUCUUGUACCCAACUUGUAUGGUGAAGAUGGUGGUUGCCUAAGGCGGAUCCGUGAGAUCUCAGAAGCAAAAAUUACAAUUACUGAACCCAGAUCAGAGGCAACUGAAACAGUGAUCAUAAUAGCUGGGACACCAGAACAAACCCAUGCUGCUCAAAGUCUCAUCCAAGCUUUUGUGAUGAGUGAAACUAGUUCCAUAGAAUCAGCUAAAUCUUGAGCAAAUCAAGAAGCUUCAAGGGAGAACAUGUUUGCAGCCUAGAGAUUCUAAAGGUUCAUGUUCCACUCAACUAAUAUUAGGUUUUUGUCAGAACUCAUGAGUUUUAUUGAGACUAGUAUUUCUGGAGAGGUUACAAAAAUUAUGGAUAUUUAGCUGAAUGAGUUGGUUUACCUCUCAGACAAGCCAAGAAAGGAUCAUUACAUUCCUUGUAUGAGCUGAAUUUAAGUAUGUGUGUGUGUGUUUUUAACUCUGUUAGGAGGAUACAACAUUAACUGGUUGCUUUUGUGGAUGUUGCACACGUUAACAGUGAACAUAGUAAAGUAUCUUAAGCUAUUAUUUCUAAA